This is a messenger RNA of Arabis nemorensis, 1266 nucleotides long. Lineage: Eukaryota; Viridiplantae; Streptophyta; Magnoliopsida; Brassicales; Brassicaceae. The record is from the annotation of a GenBank genome assembly.
AUGAAUUCUCCAUCGACAGAGAUGAACGAAGACACGAUUCUAGAGAUCCUCUCUUAUUGUCCCGCGACGGAGAUUGCAAAAUUCCGACAACUAAACAAAGCAUGCAACAAAAGAAGUUAUGAGUUCUAUUUCACAACUUGUCAUCUUCCAAGAACCAACUCUGUUUUCGGUUAUCUCAUCCAAUGCUCCAAUAGAGAGUUUAAGUAUCGCUCCAGUUUUGUCUCCGGCGUCGAAGAAGAAACUCCUGAAAAAACCAUAAUCUCUCUCGACUUUCUCCCUUCGAAACAUGUAAAGAUCGAAGCUUGCGAUACACGCAAUGGAAUUUUGCUCUGUGUUGAUGAAGAUAAAUAUGAAGGAGGAAGACGAAUACCAGAUUACAUCGUUUGCAAACCAGCUACGAAAGAGUACCGGAUUAUACCUAACCCGAAAACCCGGUAUUUCACUGUUGUAACCGGUUUAAUGGUGAUUCAAUCGGAUCCGUUUCGGUAUAAGAUCGUUAGGGUUUCUGAACCAAUGAAACACGAGAGAAGAAAGAUGAAGGAAGGCUGCUAUAAUCUCAACUGCGAGGUUUUCGAUUCUGAUUCGUUCGCGUGGAAACGAUUGAAUGAUUUGGAACUACCGAGAUACGAGUUUAUCCGAAGAUCUGAUAAACCGGUAUCGUCCUAUGGUUUCUUGCAUUGGUUAACGACAGAGAACAAUGUGAUCCGGUUCUGUAUGCGAACCGAAACCUGGUCUUUCUUCCCGGUUCCAGUCGGUCUAGUAAGCGAUGGGUCUCCUCCUCUAGCUUUAGUGAGAUACGAAGGAAAACUAGGAUUAUUGGUGAGUUCGAGAGGAGGAGAAGAUGACGAUUUAUGGGUAUUAGAGAACAGUUUUGGAAAGUCAUGGAUAAAUGUGAAAGAUGGGAAAAUUACAAGGUCACAAGGUAGUAGAUAUGUUGAACCUAUAUGGUUCGUGAGUAACGACGUCGUAUCCAUGGCGGGUUUUGAUAGGCUCAGUCUAUACAACAUGAAUAGCAACAAGUCUAAACAUUUGCAUAUGAACAAGACUCAAGAUUUCUUCCUUUCAUAUUAUCAUUCGCCCAAAGAUUGUUUUAUCCCUUUCUACUCUAACUACGACACUGUUGGUUUGAGUAAAGAUUCAACAGUUGUGAACAAUCAGGCAAAAGGAAAGAGAGUAAAGCCAAAUAUGCUCAAGAAUAGGAAGAAAAGUGGAAAAUUAUUCUCAUCUAAAUCAUUGUCGUUCCGCAAAAUCCAGUUCUAUAUCUAA